Ceutorhynchus assimilis (cabbage seed weevil) is the source of this 993-nucleotide messenger RNA. Lineage: Eukaryota; Metazoa; Arthropoda; Insecta; Coleoptera; Curculionidae. The record is from the annotation of a GenBank genome assembly.
CAAAUGUCACUUUUGACAUUAAAUUUAAUUUGUCAAGACGGCAAUUUCAUUCAAAAGUGUUGAAAAAAUGGAUAAAUUUGCGGAAGUGAAUCGAGAAAAUAAGGAGCCGGGAGGAAACUGGAGCGAUUCUUCAUCUACAAGCACCAGCCUCUACGGUGACUGUGAAGAUGAGAUCUGUCUGUACAUACCUAGCGGCACCAGCAGCAGCGAUUCCGGCUCCGAAGAUGAAACUUGCCCGAAAAAACGUCGGCGCAAAAUUCCCCUCGAUUCGUCUCAGCCCAGCACUAGCAACACUUUAGUGCGCAAACGCAGAUGCAACUUACCAAAAGAAGCCAUCAAAAUAAUGAAACGUUGGCUUUGCGAUAAUAAAUACAACGCUUACCCUAGCGAUUCUGAUAAGCUGAUGAUUGCUAGGGUAACUGGAUUGACAGUGUUGCAAGUUUGCAACUGGUUCAUUAAUGCCCGUAGAAGAAUUUUGCCAGAAUUGAUUCGUAGGGAAGGCAACGAUCCCUCUUACUAUACAAUAACUCACAGAGGUAAAAGGAUGAGUUUAGCUGCCAAUAAUGGAUGGCACAAAUACGAAUCCAGAGAUAGAGUUGGAAGACCUGAAAGCGAUCUUACCGAAGAGGAAAGAAGAGAGUUUCAGCUGACGGAAACUGACGAGGAGGAUUACGCUUGGUCGUGUUUUUACCGGAAGAAUCAAGUUCCAAAAUCUAAUUUCGCACCGUCAGUUCCUAAAGUCAUUGUGGAAUGUAUACCUCAGCUUAGUGUUGCUGAACUUGCGACGAUCAGAGAAAAUGGGGUACUGGUAGAAACUGAGGUAGCUCAGAAUAAUGUCAUUGAAAAGGAAGAAAAUAAAUGACUAAAAUAUGGAAAAUUGCUAUAUAGAUGUUAAAAGUUAUUUGUUGAGUUUGUAAUUUUAAUGAUAAUUGCUGUAUGUUAUUGAUUGAGAAUGUUACUUUUUUUUAUGUAAUAAAAUUAUUUAGAGAAGAA